Molecule: messenger RNA, 2689 nt
Organism: Gryllus bimaculatus (two-spotted cricket)
Lineage: Eukaryota; Metazoa; Arthropoda; Insecta; Orthoptera; Gryllidae
Source: the annotation of a GenBank genome assembly
AUGUCGACUUGGUACGGUGCCCACACAGGACAAGAAUGGCCCCGAGACAUUGGCCGUAACCUUGCCCGAGAUCCAUUAGAGAUGGCUGGUCAACCUGGAAUUCUUCCAGUCGCCGAGCUUCCUGUCGGUGCUGGAGGUGGACGACCCCAAGCUGUGCGUGCUGCUGCACCUCAUGUCGCCGCUGGAGCCCAUCGAGCCCGUGAUGGAGUCGCCGCUGGCGAAGCCCCUGCAGCAGCAGAAGUCGGCGGCCAGCGACCUGCUCUCGGAAAUAGGCUCGGCGCACACGGCGAUCGAGGGCAUGCUGCUCUCCAACAUGGAGAAGAACGUAGAGAAGAACGCCAGAAGGUGUUUGAGGGAGACGAUAACGAGAAAUUCGAGAAGAACUGGCUGUACUGGACAGGAGCGCGAAUGCUGUACCGGUACCUCCCCAAGUCAGUCGGACUGCGUAGGAUUACUUUGCACAAAUCGUUGUCCAGUGGUGAUAAAAUGUACCUGCUUAUGUGUGAAUGUUCCAACUUCAUGGACAAUUUAUCAGCUGCAGCCAUUCUCUUGCCGGCGCUACGAGCGCGACUGUGUGGAUACACCGGACUGUACCGCACCACCGCCUCCUUCUAAAUUCGGGGUUGGAGGCCCUGCUGACUCAAAGCUGAAAGUUUGGAAUUCCCAUCUCAGAACUGUUGACUCGGAGCAGGUAUAAGGACCAAGAGUUCUAUAAUUUAUUGGUGCCUGGAGGAACCACAGCUCUGGAAUGUAAAAUAAUAUCUUCUCUUCCCUGGGAUGAGAAGACUUGAGAGUGCACAAUACUUUAAUACAGUAUAAUACCAAAGAACGAUGAAUAUUAGCUAAGGAUGAGCCAAAGAGCCAACCAUUUUUCACACUUAGAAAAAUUUAGAUGCAAAUAUAGCAGCUUUUCAUUUCUUAUAUUAAAAAUAGAGAACAAGUGAGAAGCACAAACUUUAAGCAGAGCCCAAGGCCUGAUGUAGAAUGUUUACCAGAAAUAAAUCAUUAUCAGUUUAACACUUUAUCUGCAGAUACCAUGCCCAAUAUUCAAGAUACUUUAUGGGAAUCUACAAUUCAAUCAAAAAAGAUUAAACAGGGUAGAACGCUUCUAAAUGAAGGUAUCAAUUAAUGGAAAUUUUAAUGAACAUUUUAACCCCAAUUUUAAAUCUCUCCCCACAAAAUUGUACUUUCCGUAAAGUCAAUUCAAAAAUAACAUAUUAAAGAUGAAAUUCUUGCAAGAUUUUAUUGAUCUUAAAAUAAUAUAAUAUAUUUUGCAAUUUUAACUUACUCAAUUGAUCUACACAUUUUUAAUGAAAUCAAACUGUUUUAUUGAAUUAAUGCAAUUUGUAUCAUCACUUGUUUGUUGGGCACCAUUCACAGAUAAAUCAAAAUUAUCCCACCUUUUACUAAUUCAAGAAGAAUUACAUUAUCACUUAUAUAUUUGUUCUUAAGUGCAAAUUAUCUGCUUCCCACUUAAUCUAAGUUUUUAACAUAGAAUAACAUACAAAAAAAUACAAGACACUAUAGCAUUACACUUAGUGAAUUCCAUGUAAAGCACUAGAAAUAUCCAGUAGUGGCCUAGAAAUUUUCAAUACAUCAGUUUUAUAAUUCACCGCUCUGUGGAGCCGUCAGUUGCACAAAAUGCAACAGGCAAAACUUAGGGAAAAGACGCUUUAAAAAAAUGUAACCAAGGGCCUGUUCACAUCAGCUUCAAUAUAAUAGCAGCAGUCCAUUUACAAAUCGGCAGUUUCUUUUCCAUUUGAUCUUGCAUCGUAAUGGUAAUAUUUUUGGCAGUUGUGGUUCCUAAAGUAAUAAUAAUAGGUCACUGCUUUGUUGAUAAUGCUUGUGAAUAAAAUGACAAUGUGUCAUUGCCCUUUGAAACAACACUAGAGAACUGUUUGGACUGACCAUGAUGUUCCUAAACCAUUUCAUUCUUGAAAUCCAACAUAAUUGCUUUUUCUGCCUAAGCAGGUAGCACUCUUAUUUCAGAGUGGCUAUUAGCAGCCUUUACAAACCAAUAAAAUGUAAUUUAACUUCACGAAAUAUAUUAUCUUCUCCCAAAAACUUCUGUAAAGACAUUUUUUACUGAAAUUUGCUUCAUUCCAAAAUGUCUCUUUGAAAGUAAUUUAAUACAGAGAUUAAAAUAAUAAGUAGAAAAUUGAGUUCAACAUUUAACAUGGUCAACACAUUGGAUAGAUACGGUAUUGAAUCAAACAUGACUGAAUGAAUGGGUAAAUGUUCUGAGAAACUCAAUUCUAAGGUGAUGAAUUCAUUUCGGUAGCUUGUAACAUUCUAAUAUUGGAAAUGAAUGGCAAACAUCUGAACUGAAGAUAAAAAUAUUCAAAAUUAAAUUUCUGUUUUUCACAACAAAAAGAUUACUUACUCAACCAUCAACAUGCUAUUUUCUUCAUUCCUCUGAUGAUAUAUUUUCAAUGAUUGUCAAUUCAGACUAUUGUAAACAACAGUUGGAGACCGUCCCACUACAGUAAUGUACACUUGCUCACCACUGUCAAUGUUCACGAGUGAAAAAGGGCGAGUCAUCUCCCGACAACUUCAGUGCCAACUUCUCAAUGAGAGUUUUACUGUCCUUGCACUUUUACAAUUUUAUUCCAAUGAGUGAGAUACCAGCAAUAUUGUUACAGUAUUUUAUCAUACAUUAAAGUAUGUAAAGAGACUUUCUUCUAUUGCU